Monodelphis domestica (gray short-tailed opossum) is the source of this 2103-nucleotide messenger RNA. The record is from RefSeq and is a predicted model, not a curated record. Lineage: Eukaryota; Metazoa; Chordata; Mammalia; Didelphimorphia; Didelphidae.
AUGGGGAAAACACUAUCUAAGGAAGCUCUGUUUAUAAAAGAAUUAAAAGAAAGAAUUAAAGAGCGCAAUGUAGAAGUUAAGAAAAGAGAUCUGUUGCGCUUCUUCUCCUUUAUUGAACAACGCUGCCCGUGGCUCAUUCUCCAUGGCCCUGGCAUUCACCCCCUAACUUGGGAUAAGGUUGGCCGAGACCUUAAUGAUUUUGCACGCUCAGGUCAGCCCAUCCCUGAGGAUUUCUUUACCUUUUAUGGCCUGAUUCAGGACAUCCUUAAAGAGGCUGAUUCCAGCGCACAGGUCUCCCACCUCCUCAGCCUUGCUGAGGACGCUAUUGAGGAAAGUAAAAAACAGACUGAAGAAACCCCUGAAUUAGACAACAUGGAUAAAAAAUACAAAACCCCGUCUCAAGAAACCCCUGAAUUAGACGAACCUAUUAACACCCCCUCACACUUACCAGAACCACUGCCUCCCUCCCACAGACCCGCUCUCUAUCCUGUCCUUUACGAUAGCAAUACACCAGAGACCCUCAAUCCCGCAUACCAGACUGAACUGGAUGAGGUGGCAGCCAGAUACCACCCUCCAGACUUCCUUAAAAACAAACCCCCUCCCUACAAUCCGCUUUACCCUUCCUCGAUUUUACCAACUCUUCCCAAUACAAAUGACCUAAAGAUAGCCACUGCUCAAUUAACUAAGCAAAUCACUGAUCUCAAACAAUUUAUAGACUUACAACAUGAGAUCGGCCACUUAACAAGCCAAUUACAUGACCUUCAGGUCGCCACCAUGAAACCAAUCUCACAUUCAAAAAAACCUAAAAACAACCCCUCCAAACUACAAAAGCCCCUCCUGGCCCUCCCGGUAGUUACCAGGCGUAGGACUACCACCGGUACCACCCCGGAGGAUGUAGACAUAGAGGAGAUCCCUGACGAACUGUCCCAACCCUACCAAAAUUCACCCCCCGUUUCCUCUGAAUCUGACAGAGAGGAGGGGGAUGAAGAAGCGAAUCAAGGGGUCCAUACCACCGAUACAAUCCGGCCCCAUGCCCACCCAUUUAAAAGACUUAAAUUCAAACAGAUUAAGGACCUCCAUUCAGCAGUAAAAAACUAUGGCCUUAAUGCUCCCUUUACCCUUUCUAUCUUGGAAAGUCUCGGGGGAGAUGGGCACUUACUCCCCUCAGAAUGGACUAAGGUUACACAAUCUGUCUUGUCUAGAGGCCAGUUUUUAACCUGGAAGGCAGAGUUUCAGGAAAGGGUAGAAAAUCAAGCAAAAUCAAAUCUCACAAACCCCCAAACAGCCAAUUGGACAGUAGACAAACUCAUCGGUCGUGGUCGUUAUGCCCCUGACACCGUGCAAUUGAGAUUGCCUCCUGGCCUCCUCAUGCAAACUGCCCACGCAGCCUUAGCCGCAUGGCGCGCUGUCCCUGCCUCCGGGGCCAUCACCGCCCCGAUCUCUAAAAUCCUCCAGGGACCAAACGAGCCCUAUGCUCAAUUUGUAGCCAGACUCUUAGAGACAACAGAAAGGGUCUUGGGACAGGACGGUACCGAUAACCCAGUGGUUAGACACCUGGCCAUUGAAAACGCCAACCCUGCCUGUAAGGCCGCCCUUAGAGCAAAAUCUAGAGAGCUUGAUCUGAACGGCAUGAUCCGCUUAUGUAAUGAUAUUGACUCUUAUGACCACAGAAUUAACAAAUCUAUCUCCUUAGCUAUUGGAGCAGCCAUUCAAGCCACCCGACAGAACGCUCCCCGUAAUUGCUUUAAGUGCGGCAUGCCCGGACAUUUUGCUCGUGAAUGUCCCUCCAAUCAGAUUGCUCGUGAAUGUCCCUCCAAUCAGACUGCUCGUGAAUGUCCCUCCAAUCAGGCUGCCCCUAGUUUACCUUUCAGCCCCUCGGGUGUGCCUUCGAGACUGCCCCCAAGUGUCUGUCCGAAAUGUAGGAAAGGGCGUCACUGGGCCAGCGACUGCCGCUCCAAAACUACCUCAAAUGGACAAAAUAUUCCACCUGUCCAGGGAAACGGGAUGCGGGGCUCCCUCGGGAGCCCCUUCCCCUCACCCUUGCUCGAGCCACAACAGGCAGCGCAGGCUUGGACCUCUGUUCCUCCUCCACCAGAAUAUUAA